CUUGACAGCUGCAGAUGAGUGAGAUGCGCGCGGCGAGCGUGUUGGCGUUAGUGGUGCCGCUUCUGUUUUGCGUUCGCUGCCUCGCCCUAGAACAAGCACCUUUCACGCUAACCGUGCUGCACACAAAUGACGUGCACGCGCAUAUUGAAGAAAGCACGAAGAACGGUGCCAUGUGCAGCGAGAAAGAUAAGCAAAACAAGAGCUGCGUUGGAGGCGUUGCUCGGAUCAAGACAAAGGUCAAGGAAUUGAAGACGCAAUAUCCAGGAGCCUUGUUCAUGAACGCUGGUGACUUCUUUCAAGGAACCGCGUGGUACACUGUGCUGAAGGAGAAAAUAAUUUCGGCCGUCAUGACCAGAAUGGAUUACGAUUACGUGUGCCUUGGGAACCACGAAUUCGAUGACGGGCCGGAAGGGCUCGCGCAUCAUCUUUUGGCCCUGCAAAAGGCUAACGUGACAAUAGUGGGCACGAAUACGAACUUUUCGGAUGAGCCGGCUUUACGAAAUAUCAGCCUUCCAAAAUCAGUGAAGAUCAAAAUUAACAAUGUAACAGUGGGCAUCGUCGGUGCGGUGCUUCCAGAGACUCGAUUUCUGUCAAACACCGGUAAAGUGCAGUUUGAAGACGAAAUUCAGAGCAUCAGGCGAGAAGCAGAAAAACUCGAGAGCGAAGAAGUAAAAGUGAUUGUGGCAAUAACACACUCGGGAUACCCACGUGACAUCGAAAUCGUGAAGCAAGUCGAGCAAUUGGAUCUGCUCGUUGGUGGACACACCAAUACGUUUCUGUAUCAUGGUCAAGGGUAUCCAAAGGAAAACACUCCAGAAGGGGACUAUCCGACUGUCGUGAACAGAAGCGACGGUAGCAUAGGUCUCGUCGUGCAAGACUAUUGGUUCGGAAAGUUUCUAGGUUUUCUGCAAGUCAGCUUUGACAACAAUGGAAAAGUUACAAAAUGGACAGGAAACCCUGUACUGUUGAAUAGCUCAGUGCAAGAAGACCAGGAAAUGCUGGACGUCAUCGACUGCUACAAAGAAAACGUGACGCGAGCCAUCAGCGAGGUAAUCGGCAUCUCGAAGGUCAAGCUAGAGCAGGCGGACCAAAUUUGCCGGCUGCGAGAGUGCACUCUGGGCAACUUGAUAGCGGACGGCUUCUUCGCCUACUACGCGGACAAGGAGAGCAGCGAGCCCGGCAUGUGGUCUGACGUCAACGGCGCCCUGUUCAAUGGAGGCGCCGUCCGCGCGCCCAUCCCUCAAAAUCGUAACAUCACGAUGGGUCACAUAUUGGCUACAAUGCCUUUCGGCAUGUCGGUCGUCAUCAUGACACUCAAUGGCUCCGAGCUAAGGAGCAUGUUCGAAUACUCAGUGUCGGAGUACAGUUUUCAAAAGAAGCAGGGCCGAUUCUUGCAAGUGUCAGGCAUACGUGUGACGUAUAACCUUCAUUAUCCUCGUAACUGUCGCGUCGUAUCGCUUCAAGUCCUGUGUAGAAGAUGCAAAGUGCCACGAUACGAGACAGUAAAUGACACCGGCGUAUACAAAAUUGUCACCACAGACUACAUCACGAAAGGAGGAGAUGGAUACCCAAAAGCAACCAACGCCACUAGCGGAGGUCCGGCGGACUACUCAGUUCUUGUGGAACACAUUAGGAAGAUUACUCCUGUGAAGUCGGCUAUUGAGGGACGCAUAACUCUCCUCAACGGAACUAAACUUGCAAUGAUUCCAGGCGACCCCGUCACAAACCCAUCACUCAGAAAGGAAAAAACGCUAGAUGCAAGGUUACUUUCAAGUACCUUAGAAAAAUGGAAGCGUUCGCUCAACGUUUUCUUGCCUUUGAUCAAAAAGAAAAUUUCGGAAAUUUUAGGCAAAUAAAGGAGUGGAAAACUCUGAACAUAGCCUCGCCCAU
Rhipicephalus sanguineus (brown dog tick) is the source of this 1890-nucleotide messenger RNA. Its product is annotated as protein 5NUC-like. Gene Ontology annotation, cellular component: plasma membrane. Gene Ontology annotation, molecular function: nucleotide binding; 5'-nucleotidase activity; metal ion binding. Gene Ontology annotation, biological process: AMP catabolic process. Lineage: Eukaryota; Metazoa; Arthropoda; Arachnida; Ixodida; Ixodidae. The record is from RefSeq and is a predicted model, not a curated record.